Messenger RNA from Trematosphaeria pertusa, 1326 nucleotides. Its product is annotated as putative monooxygenase. The coding region runs from base 1 to 1326 and encodes 441 amino acids. Gene Ontology annotation, molecular function: FAD binding; monooxygenase activity. NCBI's taxonomy places the organism in Eukaryota, Fungi, Ascomycota, Dothideomycetes, Pleosporales, Trematosphaeriaceae. The record is from RefSeq and is a predicted model, not a curated record. The transcript is spliced from 3 exons.
AUGGCUUUCACGAACAAGCGCAUCGCAGUGAUCGGGGGCGGCUUGGGUGGUAUGGCGUUCGUGAACUCGGCGCUGUAUGCUGGACUGGACAACAUCCAUUUGUACGAGGCCGCGCCAGAGUUCACGGAGGUGGGCGCAGGAGUGAACAUCACCCGUAAUGCGAACCGUGUGCUCGACGCCUUCGGCCUCAAAGAUGCGAUGUGGCGGAUGAGCUCACGCAAUCCACCCUCUUACAUGGAGUAUCAUCACUACCGGACCGGUGAGCUCCUCGGUCGAAUUGAAGAAUUUGGUGAACCACGGUCGCGGCAGAUCCACCGCGCGCACUUGCUCGACGUCCUUCGCUCCAAAGUGCCCGACUCCAAGAUCUCAAAGGGGAAGAGGCUAGUCAAGCUUGACAGGGACGCCGGGAACAACUGUUACAUCCUCCAUUUCAUAGACGGCACGGAAGAGACUACAGACAUUGUUGUAGGAUGCGACGGCAUCAAGUCAAUAGUGCGAGAGCACUUGGGCUUCAGCGACAAACCCAUAUACUCCGGGCAAAUGGUGUACCGCGGGUAUGUCUCAUACGAUGAUCUGACACCCGCAACGGCAGCUCUUCUCCAAAAAACAGUCAAUUUUCGCGGUCCCCAGCGACACGUCCUCACGCUGCCCAUUGGCAACGACGAGAGUAAGUCGGCGCGCGUGGGCAUCAUUGGAUUUAUGACUGAGCCACUCGAGAACUGGAAGUCUGAGUCGUGGCUCGCGACGGCACCCGUGGAUGCGUUGGAGGCGCAGGUAAAGGACUGGUGUCCCGCGGUACAAGAGAUCAUCUAUGGGCUGAGGAAGGGAGCAGGUGAGACAGGCGAGAUCCUGAAGCAGACGCUGUACGUGAGGGAGCCGACAGAGAAGUGGUGGAGUGUAGAAAGCGAUGCAGCCGGAAGUGGGAUAAUCCUCAUAGGAGACUCAGUGCAUAGCACGCUGCCGCAUCAAGGGCAAGGAGCAUGCCAAGCGAUUGAGUCCGGCUUCGCGCUUGCACAGGUACUCAAGCACUGGCAAACGCCCAAUUUGGCCGAUGCAUUUCAGUUUUUUCAAGAUUUCAGAAAGCCUCGAACGGACCGUAUCACCAGGUCCAGCUACGAGACGGGCAAGAUGGCGAGCGCGGAUAUCCCAGAAGAAGAGUGGGCUACCGCGUUCUCCCCUAGUAUUGUCCGAGAGCGUAUGAGAUGGGCCAUGGAAUACGAUUUGUUGGGAGAAUUGGCGGGCAGGCUUGCUGCGAAGUUUCCGCAGGAGGGGAAGAAGCAGGCGCUUUUUAAUGAGACGGAGGUUCCGGUGGCGAGUGUACUGUGA